Messenger RNA from Sciurus carolinensis (gray squirrel), 3529 nucleotides. RefSeq names its product HIV-1 Tat specific factor 1 (gene Htatsf1). Lineage: Eukaryota; Metazoa; Chordata; Mammalia; Rodentia; Sciuridae. Gene Ontology annotation, biological process: mRNA splicing, via spliceosome. The record is from RefSeq and is a predicted model, not a curated record. Gene Ontology annotation, molecular function: RNA binding. Gene Ontology annotation, cellular component: U2-type spliceosomal complex; U2 snRNP. Bases 247 to 2535 code for a protein of 762 amino acids. The transcript is spliced from 10 exons.
UCGGCGCCUUUUGACGCUACUGUGGGCGUGUCGGCGCGAUCCGCGACGUCUCGACGCGCCGGCCAUGGCGACUGCGUCAGCCUGAGGGGCUUCGUUUUUAAAUCAUUUCCUGACAUUGCCGCGGGAGCCGCGAUCGCCUUAGACCCGGUUGGCAGCGACGGCGGCAGCGGCGCGCCCGGGCGCUCCCGCUGCGCCCCGGACCGAGCGGCGGCAACGCGGCCCGGUAAAGCGAGUCAGGUAGGAAACAUGAGCGGCAACAACUUGGAUGCGAACGAUGAGUUUGAUGAGCAGUUGCGAAUGCAAGAAUUGUACGGAGACACCAAGGACGGUGACACCCAGAAUGAUCCCAGCGGAGAACCUGAUUCUUUUGGGCAGCAGCCGGCUGACACCCCCUAUGAGUGGGACCUGGACAAGAAGGCUUGGUUCCCCAAGAUCACCGAAGAUUUCAUUGCUACCUAUCAGGCUAAUUAUGGCUUCUCUAAUGAUGGUGCAUCUAGUUCUACUGCAAAUGUUCAAGAUGCCAAUACUAGGACUGUAGAGGAACCACCACAAAGAAAAACCCCUGAACCUGCUGAUCCUAAAAAGAAGGGAGAAAAAAGAAAGGCUGAAUCAGGAUGGUUUCAUGUUGAAGAAGACAGAAAUACAAACGUAUAUGUGUCUGGUUUGCCUCCUGACAUUACAGUGGAUGAAUUUAUACAGCUUAUGUCCAAGUUUGGUAUUAUUAUGAGGGAUCCUCAGACGGAAGAAUUUAAGGUCAAACUUUACAAAGAUAAUCAAGGAAAUCUUAAAGGAGAUGGACUUUGCUGUUACUUGAAGAGGGAAUCUGUGGAACUUGCAUUAAAACUUUUGGAUGAAGACGAAAUUAGAGGCUACAAAUUACAUGUCGAGGUAGCAAAGUUUCAGCUGAAGGGGGAAUAUGAUGCCUCAAAGAAGAAGAAGAAGUGCAAGGACUAUAAGAAGAAGCUGUCUCUGCAACAGAAGCAGUUGGAUUGGAGACCUGAGAGGAGGGCUGGGCCAUCCCGGAUGCGCCAUGAGCGAGUUGUCAUCAUCAAAAAUAUGUUUCACCCUAUGGAUUUUGAGGAUGAUCCAUUGGUGCUGAAUGAGAUCAGAGAAGAUCUUCGAGUAGAGUGUUCAAAGUUUGGACAAAUUAGGAAGCUCCUUCUCUUUGAUAGACACCCAGAUGGUGUGGCCUCUGUGUCCUUUAGGGAUCCAGAGGAAGCUGAUCAUUGUAUUCAGACCCUUGAUGGAAGGUGGUUUGGUGGUCGUCAGAUCACCGCCCAAGCAUGGGAUGGGACUACAGAUUAUCAGGUGGAGGAGACCUCAAGAGAAAGGGAGGAAAGGCUGAGAGGAUGGGAGGCAUUCCUCAAUGCUCCUGAGGCCAACAGAGGCCUUCAGCGUUCAAAUUCUGUCUGUGCUCCAGAAAGGGCAGGGCCUUCUAGAAUAAGGCAUUUUUCAGAGCACCCAAGCACAUCUAAAAUGAAUGCCCAAGAAGCUGCAACUGGAGUGGCAUUUGAAGAACCUAUUGAUGAGAAGAAGUUUGAAAAAACAGAAGCUGGGGAAGAAGUUGAAGAAGGUGCUUCUGGAAAAGAUGCUAAAGAAGGUGGGCCUGAAGAAGAGAUCAAAGAAGACUUCACUGAAAAAGAAUCUGAAGAGAGUUGCCUUGAGAGAGAGUGUGAGGGAGGCUGCCCCAAGAGAGAAUAUGAAGAAGACUGCCCUGAAAAAGAUGCCGAAGGGGAUAGUCCUAAGAAGGAGUUGAAAGAGAAUGGCCCUGAGCGAGAAUCUAAAAAGAAGAAACUCAAACAUGAUUAUGAAGAGAACGGCCUUGCAAAAGAGUCUGAAGAUGACGACCCUGGAAAGGAGUCUGAAGAGGAGGGUAGUCCCAAAAAAGAAUCUGGAGAGGAUGACUCAGAGAGAGAAUCUGAUGAAGAUGGUUCUGAAAAACAAUCGGAAGAAGGCUCUGAAAAAGAAUUUGAAGAAAAUGGCCUUGAAAAUGAUUUUGAUGAAGAUGGCUCUGACAAGGAGUUUCCUGAAAACCUUCUUGACAAAGAGUUAGAAGAAAAUGACACCGACAAAUCCGAAUUUGAUGAAGGCUCUGAGAGAGUGUUAGAUGAUGAGGAAGGUUCUGAGAGAGAGUUUGAUGAAGAUUCUGAUGAAAAGGAAGAAGAGGAAGAUAUGUAUGAAAAGGUUUUUGAUGAUGAGUCUGAUGAGAAAGAGGAUGAAGAGUUUGCCAAUGAAAAAGAGCGGGAAGAUGCUAUUGAAAAAGAAGAUGAUGAUGAUGCUGAUGAAAAGCUGUUUGAAGACUCAGAUGAAAAGGAAGACGAAGAAGAUGCAGAUCUAAAGGAAGAUGAAGAUGGAGAUGAGAAGGUAUUUGAAGAUGGCAAUUCCAACGAGAAGUUUGAUGAGGAGGAGGGUUCCAACGAGAAGGUGUUUGACGAUUCUGAUGAGAGGGGGACUUUGGGGAACAUGAAGGAAGAUGGGCUGUCCACAGGCAGCAGCUUUGUCCUUAGUAGUGAUGAUGAUGAUGACGAUAUUUAAUCCCUUAAACUUGCUUUUUAGGGAGAGUCCUCCAUCUCCAUUUGCCUGUGCUUCAGGGUCAUUACUAGUAGUGUUACAUGAACAUAUGCGUAGUGAUAGGAUGCCAUCCAUUUAAUUCAUUGAAGUUUUUCCAUUGUUACCUGUACCUAAUUAUUUUAAAUAUAUGUUAAUUGGCUGUUGAGUUAAAACUUCAUAGUUAAUAACGCAAGUAUACUGGAUACUUGUCCUUUUUGUCAGAUUUGUUAAAUGCAUGCAAAAUAAUAUUUUUAAAAGUAUUCUGAUUGAUGUUUGUGAUAUUCAAAAAUAAAAAUAAGUUGAUAAUAUGCAGAAACUAAAAAUUGUACUUGAGUUAAAUUGCAUCUUAAAUUCAUGCUAUUGCUUUAUUCAUACAAAAUCCCUUAGGAGUCUCCUUGUUUCCAGCUCACGUUACCACUUGUGGCCCCAUUUCUCCUAAAUCAGAACAUGUUUCUAAACUCAGAAAACAAACGCCACUUUGGAGUUUACCCCUGACCAAUCCUUGCAAGUUAUCUGUUGUUUUCUUUUCUACCCAUUUCCAUCAAAAUUGACCCUCAGAUGUGCAAAAGUGAACUCCUGUGGUCCACAACUUCAACCAUUGAAAAUAUAGGGAAGAUUAGAAUUCUUCCAUGUACUGUUUCUUAGCCUCCUUGCACUCCUUUAGAAGUAGAUUAAUGAGGCUGCUCCCCAGAAAAAUGUACGCAUGCAUACUAUACAACUUCUGUACAGUUUGGGGAGGUUCAUGAAUCCCUUGAAGAUUAAGAACUUUGUCAUGCAUACUUCAGUUAUUGUUUUUUUGUUUUUAUUUUAGAAUCCUGGUGCAUAGUAUUGUGUGAAGUUGUGUAGUUCCAAUACAGUUGUGGGUCUUAAUUGUGCUUUCCAAAUUCAGUACUGAUGACUUUACUAAUGAUGUAGCAGUAAGAAAUUAUUCUCAUAAAUUAGAAGCAUUAAAAUAAACUGCAUUGGUGCUCUUUCAUUA